This is a messenger RNA of Pangasianodon hypophthalmus (striped catfish), 3238 nucleotides long. RefSeq names its product FH2 domain containing 3 (gene fhdc3). The record is from RefSeq and is a predicted model, not a curated record. The transcript is spliced from 12 exons. The coding region runs from base 391 to 2868 and encodes 825 amino acids. NCBI's taxonomy places the organism in Eukaryota, Metazoa, Chordata, Actinopteri, Siluriformes, Pangasiidae.
CAUUUAAUAAUUCUGCAUAAUAACACUGCAGAUUAAAUGCAAGUACAGUUAUACAGUUCCUUCCUCACCUGUCUAUUCAGUGUAGGAAGCAUUUCUGAAAUAUUCCCACACCACCCUGACAGACAGUGGGCGGAGCUUUGGGCACAGGUGCGUGGCUACCGGCGCAAAGGGGGCGUGGCUUGGCGAAUUGAUAAAGUGCCUUUUGAUUAGAGCGCUGGCGUUGCGCUGGUUUGCUGCUUCACUGCUGCGAUGCCUGUCACUUAACGCGCCUUAUUUUCGGCUCUCAGGUUACAUUGGAUUGCUCCAGCUCUGCUAUCCUGGAUCCUGCGAAUCAUCCACUCAUUUGGAGCUGAAGUGGGCCUACUUUGGGUAUCCAUCCCAUAAUUUCCAAUGGAUGGCGUUGCCAUGUCCAUCGGACCUUCUCUUCUUUCUCCACCACCACCUCCUCCUCCUCUUCCUCCUCCUCCUCCGCCUCCUCCCCCCAUUAUAGGAAACGAACCGUUCUCACGCAGUGUUCACCGGCGCUCCAAGAUGCGCAACUUCAACUGGGACACCAUUCCAAGGCAUAGCGUGGUCGGGAAGCGCAACGUCUGGACGUCAAACAAGAAGCUGGAGGACAUUCCGCUGGACACCAAACGCAUCGAGGAACUGUUUAGCCACAGUGAAUGUCAGCAGAUGCCACCCAGGCAUGGCACCGUCAAGAAGAGUGUGUGGGGCCUGCAGUCCACCAGUCCUGUGUCAGAGAUUGUCUCAAUCCUUAACUCAAAGAAAAGUAUGAAUAUUGGGAUUCUCCUGAAGCAGUUUAAAAGGCCAAUUCAGGACAUCGUUGAGGAUAUCAGGGAGGGAAACAUGCGAUUUGCUGCUGGCAGACUGAGAGAGCUGAGCAAGCUGCUGCCUGAUGAUGUGGAGGUGAAGAAGCUGUUGUCAUUCCAUGGUGACGCGUCUCAGCUUGCAGAGGCAGACCGUUUCUUCCUGAUGCUGGUUAAUGUUCCUGGAUAUGAAGAAAGACUGAAAAGCCUACUCCUCAGAGAGGAGUUCAUGCCCUUUAUAGAGGAGAUGAAAAAAUCCAUUUCCAUCAUGACUGCAGCAGCUAAUGAGCUGCUGGCGUGUGAUGAUCUACAUUCUAUAAUCAGACUGGUGCUUAAAGCUGGAAACUACAUGAAUGCUGAUGGCUACGCUGGUCGUGCGAUAGGUUUCAGAAUGACUUCUCUCCUGAGGCUUGUGGACACCAAAGCUAACAAACCUGGCAUGAACCUUAUGCACUAUGUGGCUAUGCAAGCUCAGCAGAUUGACGGCGACUUAUUAAGGUUUACAGAACAGCUUCAACACAUUGGAGAAGCAUCAAGAAUUCAAAAACAGGAAGUAGAAACAGACUUUAAGAGAGAAAUGGCAAAAACUAAAGAAGCAAAGGCCUAUGUCAGCAAACAACCUGAUCUGCAACAUCAAAUGGAGGACUUUCUUCAAAUGGCCACAAGUCAGCUCGCAGAUGUGGAGGCCUCUCUAAGGGAGCUGGAUUCAAUCAGUCACUCAGUGGCCGAGUAUUUCUGUGAAGACCCUGCUACCUUUAAACUGGAGGAAUGCUGCAAAAUCUUCCACUCUUUCUGUGAGAAGUUUGAGAAAGCUGUACUGGAAAAUACAGAACGAGAGGCAGUGGAGAGGCGCCGAAGGCAGCAGAGGGAGAGAGAGACACUGAGCCGGGUAGCCAAGCGCCGUACAAUCGCCGCCUGCUCUAAGCAAAGCUCAGAACACGAGGCCCUGGAGUCCGUCCUCAGCAGCUUCCUCAGCACUCGUCCUUCCCGCAGAAGGCAACCCUCAUCCAACAGAGAAAGUCCAACAGAGAUGCUGGACAAAAACAACCCACUGGCCGAGAGGUCUCCCAUAGCUCUGGAUAGUUCUGUUAAUAUGGACAAAAAGGAUGCAAGUGUUUCAGUUCAAGAGCAGGACCAGAGCUUCCAGAUAACCCUUGAGAUUCCUGCCAUGACGGAACAAAACGAGAUUUCACACCCUGAGGAGCGGGACAAGAGCUCUCUGAUAGCCCAGGAUAGCCCUGAAAAGGUAGAGCCUGUUGUUUUUCAGGAUGAGAGACAGGAAGAGAAAUGCUUAGACACAGAAAAAACCUGCUGUGGUGUGAAUGUACAGUGUACACCAGCUGGCUCAAAAAGAGCACCAUGCAUAGAAGACAAAGCAACUCCGAAGAGCAGCAAAACAAACCGUCGCAGGAGCAUACUUGUAAGACAGAACGGUGGAGAGAACGAUGAGCAGGAGAAGAAGAAGGAAGAGGCAGAUGAACCACAGGAGGAUUCCCUGAAGGAGCCGCGUCGGAUUAGGUGCCCUGUUUCAGAUGCAGAAAAGUGUCUAAAUGUUACAGAUGUCUCCUCUCCUCAUCACAGAGGAAUACAAGAGGUGGACUUGGCCUUUCAGAAUGGCUUUGGAUCACCUUGGACUGUUCUCAGUCCUCACGUCUCACCCUCAUGCAUGCGGCACCGGAGGCAUUCCUUUGGUUCCGUUAAAGAUGAAGAAUCAGAGGAUGGAGUGUGGGCACUGCCUGAUACACCCUUAAAGGUCCCUCUACUGGCACACACGUGCAGGUCAUAUGAGCACAGCAUAUCUACCUCUGUGAUUAGCCAUGUGGGUAUUCGAGAUUCUCCAUUAAAAGGCACAUCAACGCAAGGAACUCUGUUAAGAUCUGCAUCAGUGGGUGAAAACCCUGAAUCCAUACCCAGCUUUCGUUUCAGUGCUUUCUUCCCAAGACGCCAUGGACGAGAAACCAAAAGACAAGAGCCGUCUUCACUGAUGUCCUUCUUCCAGCGAUUUGGGGAGAGAGGAAGGCCUGCUUCUAUAGGAGACUCAUGCAGAGUGGAUACUUGAAUUUUUGCUCCAUUUUGGUUUUUGCGUGUGUUUUUAUUUAUUUAUUUUUUUCCCCACUUUUUAAAAAGAUUUAGCAUUGUGUGCUCUCACGCACUGCACAAUGAACACUGUAACCCAAGACAAAUAUGGACUUGUUUUGGAGUGUGGUCAUUGUGGCCUUAAAUGAAUCCUCUCCACAAAAGUGUUUAUUUAUUUGUAUUCCAUUUUUUUCUUAAUCUUCUUAAUGAUAUUUUUAGCUCUGUGGAUUUAAUGCACUUUAAAAUUCCUGAUGAGAGUCCAUCCUCAACACUCCCAAACACUUGUUUGUUUGCUCCAUUUUCAUGUUUAUUGUGUAUACUUUUAUAUAAUAAAGUGUGGCAUUCCACCUUAA